Messenger RNA from Symbiodinium sp. CCMP2592, 1269 nucleotides. The record is from the annotation of a GenBank genome assembly. Lineage: Eukaryota; Dinophyceae; Suessiales; Symbiodiniaceae.
AUGAUCCAUGCGCAGUGCGAUCGCGUUCGUCUGACACAGGGCGCCGGUGAGCCCAUCCGCAUCGUGGUUCCACGGGACAACGUUCUGGAUGGGGUCUGCUCCACGCUUAACCUGCAGGAUGCACAAGCCCGCAUCGACGCCCCCCUGGAGAUCGAGUUCCGAGCGGGAUACUCCGACGACACAGGAAAUGAGCUGGUGGAAGAUGGUGAAGACCAGGGAGGGCCCAGGAGGCAAUGGAUGGACAGAGCCUGCCGCUACUUCAUCGCUUCGGACCUAUUCAUGUCCCCAUCUGAGGAUGCCGCUCACCUUGAGAUGAGCAACGACUGGCACCGCGGCCCCCUUUCUCGGGGAAGGAUCGUCGUGCCCUCGCCGGACAACGUGUGCCAGUGUGUACAGGAAGACUGGACGGAGCAGUUCGAGCUCUUCGGUUGCGUCAUCGGCUUUGCGAUCCUCCACAAGGAGACCAUACCGGUGCACUUUGGGCACAACUUCCUGCGCUCGGUGUUUGGAUUGAAGACGGAUACCGACGACCUCCUCCCCCUCUUGGAGCUGGUGGAUAAGACCUUGCAUACCAAGCUGACCUACAUCCUCAGCGGCUCCUACCGGGACUUGGGAGACUCCUUGCAGGACGUCCUUGAGCAGUCUCACCUCCCGCAGACCUUCGUGGUCUCGGAGUCCCACUGUCAAGAGCUUGUACAGAGCACUCCGCUCAUCAAGGACGGCGAGUCCAUCAAAGUCACGGAGAGCAACAAGGAGCAGUUUGUGCACCUCCUCUUGGAUAGAAUCCUAGUCAGCGGUGUGGCGAAGCAGGUGCACUUCUUCCAGCGAGGUCUCUUGCGGGUGGUGCCCAGGGAGUUGGUUCAGCGCAUCACUGGCAUCAUGACGGUUAAAGAGAUAGAGCUGAUGCUCUGUGGUGCCGAUGGCAUUGAUGUCGACGACUGGGAGAAGCACACUGAGUACGAAAACGGCUACACCAAGGACUCUCAGGCAGUGAGGUGGUUCUGGGAGGCCGUGCGGGAGAUGCCCGCGGAGAUGCGCGCCUGCCUGCUCUCCUUCUCCACGGGCAGCUCCCAGGUGCCCUCAGGAGGCUUCCGAUUCCUGCAGCCGGAGCUCUUUACCAUCCAGAGAGUGGGUUGUACGGAUCGCUACCCUGCUGCGCACACCUGUGCCAAUACCCUGGAUCUGCCCGAGUACAAGUCCAAAGAGGUCCUGGAACAAUACCUGCGCUUCGCGCUGGAAGAGACUGGGGACUCCUUCGGCUUGCGGUAG